This is a messenger RNA of Achroia grisella, 3485 nucleotides long. RefSeq names its product U3 small nucleolar RNA-associated protein 25 homolog. Lineage: Eukaryota; Metazoa; Arthropoda; Insecta; Lepidoptera; Pyralidae. Gene Ontology annotation, cellular component: small-subunit processome; nucleolus. Gene Ontology annotation, molecular function: U3 snoRNA binding; rRNA binding. The record is from RefSeq and is a predicted model, not a curated record. Gene Ontology annotation, biological process: maturation of SSU-rRNA from tricistronic rRNA transcript (SSU-rRNA, 5.8S rRNA, LSU-rRNA). The transcript is spliced from 8 exons. The coding region runs from base 51 to 2291 and encodes 746 amino acids.
CAUUAAAUCACUGUUUAUCUAUAUUUUUAUUCCUUUAAUGUCAUUCCGAAAUGAGAAAAACUAAGAAAUAUAAUAGUAAAAAUAAAAAAAUAUUAACAAAAAAAAUAAAGAAAAAGAAAUUCGAAAACCCCGUUAACAAAAAAAAAUUAUUUAAUAGAUAUAAAGAUAAACAAAAAGCAGAAGAGGAUUUAAAGAAAAAAAAGUGGGAUAGAAUACUUCAGGAAAGGCAAACUAUUUAUUCUGACACCGAGGGUGAGGAUGAAGAUGCAUAUGUACAACUGGUAUCUAGUUUCACUACUAAAAAAGACAAGGUCGCUGUAGAUAGUGAGGAAAAUUCCAGCAGUGACAGUUCUGAUUCUGAAGAUAUUAGAGAAACUGAUAAUAAUUUCGAGCAACAAAAUUGCUCACAUAAACAUCUGCGUGCUACAGCAAUAUUAAAUGAAGAAAAACAUGAAUCUGAAUUGGUAGAGGAUUCUGAUGAAGAUGAUAUUGAGACAGAACAGGAUAGCAAUAAUGAUCCUUUCACUAGACACCUACAACAUGAUUUAAGUGAUGAUUUCUUAAUUUCCCUCUCAAAUAAUUCACCAAAUGUAGAUCAAACCACCAAACUCUGGCCUGUACUUGGUAACUUUUCUAUUACAAUACCAAAACCAGUAAACAGUAAUCUAAAGAGAGCUGCACCGAAGAUCUCAAUAUUAGAAGAAAAAACUUAUGCUCCUUGUGCAUCAGCUCCACUUCCCAUCGGUAACAUAGACUUUAAGCAACUAUAUUUAAAGUCACAAAUUCAUGGGAACAUUACAUCUGCUAAUAAAAUCAAUUUAAUUAAAAAAGAUUUAGAAUUGACAGAAGUGUUAACACCUUUGCAAAAGGAGCUCUUUGCUAUUAUAAAUAAUUAUCAAGAUUUGUAUUACCCUGAAAGGACAUUUAUAAAUGCAGAUGAAAUACGGUAUAUUUAUUGUCUCCAUGUUGUAAAUCACAUGUUAAAAACACGAACCAAAAUUAUACACCACAAUGCAAAGUUAUUAAAAAAAUCUAACAUAUCUGAUGAAUAUCGAGAUCAAGGCUUGGUCCGGCCAAAGGUUAUAAUAAUGGUUCCAUUCAAAGAUGCAGCUUAUAGGGUUAUUAAAACCAUUAUUGACAUUUUAGUACCAAAAGAGGCGGGACAAGUACUUAAUAAAAAUAGGUUUGAAGAUGAUUUCACUGGCGGUGAACUGGCAAUGCCUAAAAAGAACCCUAAACCAGAAGAUUAUGAACUAUUAUUUUCUGGUAACACUGAAGAUACUUUUCGUCUUGGGAUGACUGUAACUAAGAAGACACUAAAGCUAUACACAGACUUUUAUUCAUCUGAUAUUAUAGUGGCUUCACCUCUUGGAUUGCGAAUGAUAGUUGGAGCGGAAGGGGAGGAAGAUCGCGAUUAUGACUUUUUGGCUUCUAUAGAAUUGUUGGUGAUGGACCAAGCUGAUGUAUUCUUAAUGCAAAAUUGGGACCACUUGUUGCAUGUUUUGGAUCAUUUCCAUUUACAACCUAAAAAAACUCAUGGAACAGAUUUCUCUAGAGUUAGAUCUUGGGCUGCAAAUGGAUGGUCGAAAUACUACAGGCAAACAUUGGUAUUUUCUUCCUUAUUGUUGCCAGAAAUAAAGGCUGUUAUGAAUAGGAAAUGCUACAACUAUGCUGGGAAAGUUUUAAUAGCUAAUCUCAUUGAGGUGGGCACCAUACAGCAAGUGUUAAUACAAGUACCGCAAAUAUUCUAUAGGUUCAGGGCCACCAAUCCAUUGAAUUCGGUUGACGAACGGUUUGAUUACUUCAUUAAAGAAAUUUUACCAAAACAACGUGACACAUUAAUGAGUCAUACACUCUUAUACAUACCCAGUUAUUUCGAUUAUGUUCGCAUUCGUAAUUAUUUUAAAAAGGAAGAUAUUAGUUUUGUACAGAUAUGUGAAUAUUCUAAGGAUUCCAAAACGGCAAGAGCACGUGACAUGUUCUUCCACACCGAAGCUCAUUUCUUAUUGUACUCUGAGAGAGUUCAUUUUUUCAGAAGAUUUCGUAUUAAGGGCAUUCGUCAUAUAAUAUUCUAUCAGCCGCCUACAUAUCCUCAUUUUUAUUCAGAAAUGUGUAAUCUUAUGCAGGAGUGUAAUCAAAACAAGUACGGCGGUAGCGAGUGUAACAUGACGGUGUCAGUGGUGUUCAGUGCGUACGACGCUGCACGCCUCUCUGCUGUACUGGGCACUCAGCGCGCCGCCCGCAUGUUGCAUGCUGACAAGCCCGUGCAUAUGUACAUGACGGGGGACUAAUGAACAUACGUAUACAAUUUAUGUACUUCAGUCUGAAGAAUCGCGCUUACAAUUAUGACGCGCUCGUCAUCCUUCUGCGGCUGAGCGCCGUGCAAUAUUGUUCAUCUGUCGCGCAUUACGUUUGCGCGUGAAAACUACUUUUGUUAUAAUAAAAUACCCUUAUACACAACAAACCGAAUAUAAAUACAGUCCCUAGUACCAUACCUAAGAUACUUAUAAACAUGCAUUUAUUUUUACCUACUUUUACUAUAAUUGUACUUGCGUACUUAGCAACUUUGUUAUAAUAUAAUAAUAUCUCAGGACAAUAUCAUACAGGGUCAUCUAGGUCCAAACUAAGCAUAGAUUGUGUUAUGGGUAGGUACUAGACAACUGAUAUAAAUCUUUAGAUACAUGUUUUGUAAUACGUAUAUAUACAUAAUACAUUCAAUUAGUUAUUUAGAAAUAUUAGAAAUUAUGUAAACUUUAUUUAAACAAGAAAUUAUUAAUGUACAUGUUGUUACCAAAUUAUCUGCUUUUUUAAAAAUUAUCAAUCUGCUUUUCUUUCUAUAGGACACAGAUUUUAAAGUAUACAUUUCUAUAAUGAUGGAAUUUUGUAUCCAUGUUGUAUUUUUUUUUCAGAUAAGUAAAAUAAAUGCAAAUAAUCCCACUUGAUUUACGCAAUUAAAAUAUUAGUUACCGCUUCAGUCGCAGUGGUGGUGGAAGUCGCUUAAUUAGUUACUGUAAUACCAAUAAUCAAACGAACUUAAGACCUAAAUAAAGAACAAUUUAGAAGUGGCUCGCAUUAAUAAGUUUAGACCCGACAGCCCGCACCGAGGACGCUGUUCAAUUGGCAUGUUAAUUUCCAAAGUAGACAGGACUUAGCAACCAAUGCGGGUCUGAAUUUGAUAAUGUGAGCUCCCUCAUGUAGAGAAGACAUUUAGUAUGAGAUAUAUUUUUUAAUUUUAAUAUUUUGAUGCUUCUAAGGCCAAACUCCUUUAACAUCGUAAUAUAAUAUAUAACUACCCUGCUCCAGGCUACAGGGCACAGGAGCACCCUUAAAAUAUAACUAUUAAAAAACAUGCAUCUGGUUUCAAAAGUGAUAAAUGUGAGUAAUAUGUGUUACGAAUAUCUGUUUCAUUAGAAAUAAUUAAAAUCUCACUUUCGUUAUAAAAAUAUAUUAAAUGAAAAAUGUUAAUAUUUGAUUGUAUCUUAUUU